CAGCAAAAGUAUUACACGCGUCAGCACUCCCUCCCUCCAAAUAUUCGGUAACCGGUGGGUUGGUUCUGUUUAACUAACUUGCAUUUUGUAACUUACUGUGCGCGGCCCCGAAGACGGACUCGGUUGGACUGAAAUACGACGCCCGCACAAGGGCAGGACUUAAUGCGCCUCCGCUCUCCGGCUGUUUCGCAUUCACGGACGCGCAUUGACUGACAACCCUUCGCAGUAGCGCGAUGUGAUGGGGGGAAAGGGGGUGGGGGGCCCGCGGACGGCGUAGUCUGUACAGUGUGGUACAGUAAACGGGAUUAAAGUGCUAAAAGCUGCCGAAUAACAUCGGCGGGCGGGUCCAUGCGGAUGCGCGGCGUGUGGAUGCCGACGCGUGCAGCCGGGCUGGGGUUUGCGGUGCGAGCAAAAUCCAACGGGAAAACUGCAUUAAAAAUAUGCAUUUUUAGAGCGCAGACGUUGAGCCUCUCUCCCUAAAUGCAUGUGAUGACGAGAGGUAGUGCGAGGAGGGGGGAAGCAAGAUGAAUAAAUAAAAAUAUUGCAGGGUAGUUCAAUGGACUCAUAAAACUAGCUUUAGUCAAAGUUCAGGGGUGGGAAAAAAACAAGGGGAAAGUGCGGAGCAAUGGAGAACCAGGCGCCGGAGCAGCAGAGCCCCGAUGACGUGCGGAAGAGCGGCUACCUCCGCAAGCAGAAAUCCAUGCACCGGCGCUACUUCGUCCUGCGAGCGGCCUCGGAGCGCGGCCCGGCCCGGCUCGAGUACUACGAGAGCGAGAAGAAGUUCCGCGCCAAGGCGCCCGUCCCGAAGCGCUCCGUCAGCCUGGAGACGUGCUUCAACAUCAACAAGCGGGCCGACGCCAAGAACAAGUACAUGAUCGUGCUCUACACACGGGCGGAGAGCUUCGCCGUCGCCGCGGAGAGCGAGUCGGACCAGGGCGAGUGGUUCCAGGCCAUGCUGGACCUCCAGUGCAAAAGCAAGGCCCCUGGAGACAGUGGCAGCGGGGGGGACUAUGGGGUCCCAUCACCAGGCCCUGCCUUCAAGGAGGUGUGGCAGGUGAAGGUUUGGCCCAAAGGCCUGGGUCAGGCGAAAAACCUGGUGGGCGUCUAUCGGCUGUGCCUAACGGAGAAGACGGUGAGCUUCGUGAAGCUGAACUCUGAUGCCGCCGCCGUGGUGCUGCAGCUGAUGAACGUGCGGCGCUGUGGACACUCGGAGAACUUCUUCUUCGUGGAGGUGGGCCGCUCGGCCAUGACGGGCCCCGGCGAGUUCUGGAUGCAGGUGGAUGACUCGGUGGUGGCGCAGAACAUGCACGAGACGCUGCUGGAGGCCAUGAAGGCCCUGAGCGAGGAGUUCCGGCAGCGCAGCAAGUCGCAGUCGGCCGCCGCAUCUGGAGGGGGUGGCGGCACCGCAUCCAACCCCAUCAGCGUCCCAUCUCGCCGGCACCACCCAAACCCGCCUCCCAGCCAGGUGGGCUUCACCCGCCGGCCGCGGACUGAGCCUCCGGGCCCGGCAGGGGGGGGCGGUGGUGCCAAUGCCUCCCCCACGGCCCGGCAUGGCUUCAUCCGACUGCGUACAGCCAGCGACGGAGGCGGGAAGGCGGAGGAGGGCGCCCUGGCCCUGGGGCCCGGGUCCAGCCCCAAUGGGUCCUGCUCGGGGACUCCCAUCCUCAGGUCCAAAUCGGCUCGCUCCGCCACCCCCAGCAAGAACCCGGCAGGCCUGAUGCGGUCCAUCUCAACACCCACGCCUUCGGCAGGACCCAGCCUCUCCUCCAGCACGGGUCACGGGUCUGAAUUUGGGCUGGCGGUCGGAGCCGGGGGGGUGCAGGCGGCUGGCUUUGCGCGCGCCCCCAACUCCGCAUCUGUCUCCGGCUCCCCCAGCGACUACGGCUCGUCAGACGAGUACGGCUCGAGCCCCGGCGAGCACGCGGAGCUGGCCGGAGGCUCCGUGGGGAGCCUGGGUGACGAAGCCUCCAACUACAUCCUGAUGGGCCAGCGGGGGGCCCCAUGGGGCCAGGGACGCCGCGUGUUGCGGCGCUCCUCCAGCCGCGAGAGUGAGACAGAGCGGCGGGCGCUCAGCAAGCGGGCCUCACUGCCCCCCAUGGCGCUGGAGCGCGGCGGCUCACGGCGGGGGGCGGCCAGCGAGGCCGAGGCCGACGAGGACUAUGCCAUGAUGUCCCGCAGUGCCAGCCGCGAGUCCUUCAGCUCACGCCGGGACUCGGCCAGCGGGGGGGCGGGCGGCAGCGGCUACCUGGAUGUCGCCGGGGAGCAGAAAGAGAAGGAGGACGCGAGGGGGGGCGUGGGCGUGGACAAUGGCUACAUGUCCAUGCUGCCCGGUGUGACUGCGGCUUCACCCGCCUCCCUGUCCAGCUCGCUGUCGGCAGCUGCCUCGGACCCGGACUCCAAACCCGCCGACGACUACAUGGCCAUGACACCCAGCGGCAGCGUAUCCCCCCCGCAGCGCAUCCGGCCCCCCCUCGCUGGCUCCGAUGGCUACAUGGUGAUGUCGCCGCACAGCAGCUGCUCGCCGGACGGCCGCGGCGGGAUGGGAGGGGCCUGGAUGGGCGGCGGCAGCGCUGACAGCCGGCCAGGCAGCGACUACAUGAACAUGUCGCCUAUCAGCACCCCCCCGCCAGCCCAGGAGCACCAGCAGCAGCCCCCUCCCAAGAUGGUGUACUCGUAUUACUCUCUGCCGCGCUCUUACAAGCACACGCCGGCGGCAAAGUCGGAGGAGGACGCCGGGCGUGGCAGGAAGCCGUGUGCUGGCAGGGGGGGCGGCUGCCCCGGGCCGCAGGAGCACGGGGCUGCGGGGGGGCCCCCUGCCACUGCCCGCCACCUUUCCCUCUCCUCCUCCUCAUACUCAUCCAGCUCGGCCAGCAGUGAGAGCCUGGGAGAGCCGGAGGACAGGGGGGGCUCCCAGCCUGGCACCCGCUCCAAAGAGGGGGCCCUCCAGCAGAGACGGGCAUCCGGGGGUCAGAAGCAGGGCCUGCAGCACCGGGGUCGGCCCGUCAGCCUUUUCGUGGACGUGUCCAAAGCCAGUACCUUGCCGCGGGUGCGAGAGAGUCCCUGUUCCGUGGAGCCCCGCAGCCCGGGGGAGUAUGUCAGCAUUGAAUUCAGGGCAGAGCGGGUCGGGGGAGGGAGGUUGGGCGUUGGGCCACCACUCCCAUGUGGGGCCCCCCGGGGCUCACAGCGACCCAUCUCCUGCCUGGCGGGCUUCCAGGCCACCCCCCAGAGCCCUGCCACCGCCCCCCCGGCCGCCUCCGAGUAUGUCAACAUGGAGCUUGGUCCCUCCCCCUCCCCCUCCCCCUCCCCUGUGUCUCUUACCCCACAUGGCUUCCUCCCCUACCCGACCCCUCCUGCUCCCCCAGUUGUAGCCCCAAAGGUGAUGGAUGAAUGCCGGCCCCCUGCCCCAGAGGAGGACAGCGAGGGGGGGCCCAGUGGGCCGCAUAGGACGCCGCAGACAGAGGGCGCCACUGGCCCUGAGCCGCCCAGCGCCUUCACAGAUUACACGGAGAUGUUCUUCGGAUCGAGCGCACCUGCCGACACCGAACCGGGUUCCGGUACCACAGCCCGCGCCCCUUCCCCUGCCAUCCCUGAACCCGCCGAGCGCAGUUUGGGCCUGGGGCUCGACUUCUCUUUGCCCAAAGUGGGCAGCAACCCGGAUCAGGGGGCCAAGGUGAUCCGUGCCGACCCGCAAGGCCGAAGGCGCCACUGCUCCGAGACCUUCCUGCCACCCCCCCCACCCCCCUCCUCCUCUUCUUCCUCUUCCUCCUCAUCUUCUCUCUUCCACGAGCAUGCUCAUCCAGCGACACGGCGGUUCGGCCUGGAGGCCGCGCUGCGGGGUGCCGAGGGCCCCGCUCAGUGUAGUGUUGUCAGCAUCGCCACGCCCCCUGGGGGCAGUCAAGCGUCAUCUGGGGAGCAAGGCUUGAACUACAUAGACCUGGACUUGGCCAAUAAGGAGAACUCGCACCCUGCUCUGGAUGGGUCUGGCUCCGGCCAGCCCCUGCCCCCCCGCCUCUACUCAUCCGGCCUGAGCGUGGCAGCGGGGGGAGCAGUGGGAGGGGGCGGAGGCAGCAGCAACGGGCCGGCAAACCUCAACACCUACGCCAGCAUCGACUUCUACCGAUCCGAGGAACUGAGGAGCCAUCAAGGCGGUGGCCGUGAUGGCACAGAAUGCUGACGGCCCUCCUCCCGUCCUUGGAAUUUUGGGAAACCGGAGUCCCCAGGGGAACCUCGGCCUCCAGGCUGCUAUCGUGACGUCCGCCGCAGCGGAGGCAUCGGAUGCCGGAACGCCGGGACUGGGACGCGCCGGCGAAGCACUUUAUGAAACACAGUUCUCAGUCAACUCCUGGUAUGUUUCGCCCCUGUGAUCAGCGGGACCUCGUGCCAAAAGACCCGUCUGCCAUUUCAAUCAUGUAAUGGGAAGCCCUACAGCCAUCAGAAUCGCAUACUGGGACCUACUGCCAACUGGGAGCCCUGACGUAUUUCCUUUAUCCUUAGCGGGGGCUGAAAUUGAGCGGCAACUCGUCGCAAUGGACACUGGGAAGGAGAUUUAACCUUUUGUAAAUGUCGCGUGUGUCCUGCUUGGAAACAAAAAGUGCCUCAUUUUUGAUUGUAAGCGUCCUGCAAAGUAGCCAGCGUCUUCACUUGAGUACGAGUAAGACGGUACAAAACAACAUGAACGGAGACCUUCUGGGGGAGACCUUCUGGGGGACGGCAGGCAGGCCAACAGGAGACCUGGUUUUCUUUGUGAAAUCCAUUCCCACGUGCGCCCCUCCCCACACACACACGCCACCAUGACGACCUCCUGCACGCAGAUGCACUCGCGUAUCCUCAGAGCAGCCUCACAGCACUACCUGAUACAUACAUACACCCGCACGCGCAGACGCACAUGCAGACGUAUGCGUAGACGGCCGCCGGUCUGCAAGGCUGGCUCCGCUGCCGGGGUGCCCCGCUCACUCGCGGUCGUCAUGGUGACGCGCGGGCAGCUUGCGGCACCGGCAGGCCGCCGCUGCAGAGUCCCAAAUCCCAUUAAAAGAUCAUUACGGCCACUGCUCCAGUUGGCCCGUGACGGACAGCAGUCAGGUGGGGAGCUCCGGGAUGGUGCUGGGGGUGUAUUCCUGCCCAGCCCUCCCUGACCUCUUGCCCCCCCCCCCCCCCGUGCAGGGAUAACAUGGUGGGGGGCUGGUAUCAGCUGUUGUAGGUUUCACUGUCCCUCAGCUCUCUCUUGCCAUGCUAGAAAACGUAGCAAUUCACCCCCCAUGCAUGCCCUGGGGGGGGGGGGCUGAGUGCCUGACUUUUCUGCCCUUGUGCAGCCCUACCUGGUACAUCCAUCCUGCUUGCAUUUGUCUCUUUGCCUUGGUCCGUUUUCCGCCUCAUUUUCCUGCCUACCACCCCCCCCCCCCAACCCAAGCCUCAUAAGCCCACCUACAACUGCCUCUUCCGCCUCCCCAGCUUUGUUAUGGUGAGCCUAAUUGGUGAGGGAGGCAAGGCAACAUGCGAGCUAGGGGUGGAAUGGAAGGUGGUGGGCGGAGCUAAGGCCACGCGCUUAGACCAAUCAGAACACGAGCCAAACAGCAGUCGCCGUGUGAUUUGACAGUAUCGCGGCAGGCUGUCAUGCUGCUUCAGAGACCCAUUUGUGUCUCACACUUUCACACUGGGGUUACUACCUUAAACCUCAUAUUUUAAAGAUCAAAUCGAUUGUUAAAGUGACCGUCCCACCCCACAACAUCCCUGGGGUCCCAGUGACGCCUCAGUGUUACAGUGCUGGUUAAUAUUUCAUCAGUAUUGCCAGAUUUUUUUUUUCUAUUUUUUCAUUUCUCUCUUUUUUUUUUCUAGAUGUAAUUGAUAAAUGAUAGGUACAGUAUUGGGGAAAAGUACAAAUUAGUAAAUAUGUGUCUGUUCUUUUUGUGUACUUUUGACUGGUGUGUGUAUAUGUAUGUAUAUAAAAUGCCUUAGAGACGAUUGUGUGUUUUCUCACCACAAAGCUGCUGGAAUCUGAGUUUGAGAGUCUCGUGUGAAUAUUAGCAGAGAGCACACAUUGUCACACUGAUGGCAGCGUGCGAAUCGCCCCCCCUGCCACCACUCGCCGCUCACCUUUCUCCUGUUGUCACAGCGAUGUGCUUUUUAAUUUUUUUUCCCACCAACGGUACAGUCAGUAAUUUGCAAACGGUUCCCGAAAAGCUGUGGUGUGCUGGGGACAGGGCACCCCCCCCUGGGACGACCCGAUUGACCUGCUGGGUCCACUGCCUUGGGUGGAGCUAUCUUUAAUUUCACUGGAAUCGUUACAUCAUACAAGAUGAGAGUCAAAUACUGACAAUACAAAUUGGGGAGGGGGGGGGACUGUAUUUAGGCCAUAAGGAGCAUUUUAUGUCUGAGUUAUAGAGUUAUUAGGUGGUUUAUUUGGGUGAGUAGGUGGGGGAGGGGGGCAUGGGGAUUAUUUUGGAUUGUUUAAAAUAGAAAUGUUCCAUGAGAUCAUGCUUACCUGCUCUGUAGAAAUCGCUCUGUCCCUCGGAAAACAAAAAUGGACAGAAGACGAGGAAAUGGAACUGAAACACACCAGUCUGAGUCCUUAAAGCACAAACGUCCGGUCUGACAAGACUGGAGUGGGUCAUUACGGAUAGACCCCCCCCCCAACCUUGUCCUGAGAAUGCCGAGGAGCAGGCCAUAGUAGACCGGAAGGGGCUGGGCCAUGCAGACCUGUGUCCCAAGGACGACGCGGAUGGACACAGAUGUGCGGACUUAAGGAGCCAGAGGGCCUGGGGGUGACGGUUUCCUUGGAGAUGCUGUUAAAAAUGCCGAAUGAGUAUGUGCGGAGUGUUUGAGAAACCAAAAUGGCAUUAAAAAGAGAAAAAAAACACAUAAUUGUUACCCUCAGUGAAUACGUAAAUGCUUCUAAAUAAAACUCUAUUUAUUUAAGUUUAUGUUAAGCUGCAGAACAUGUUGAGGCAGCCGUAGCUGGAGGCCAGAACAAGGCUUUUCAUGGGGAAGAAGAUCCGUCAGUGUAAUAGAGGUAAUUGAGAUAUAUCAACUGAUCCAGACAUCAUGUAUGGAAUUCGUCCAGAUAUAUCAUACUUACAAAAAUUUACCACUGAAAGUGACUGGGAUUAACUAAAACAUACACUAGAAUACUUGUGUGAGGUCUGUAAAACAGUACAGUAAAAUCCCGUUAUAGUGGAAUAUCGUCUAUAACGGACGAGGUCUGCUGGUCCCGGCCGUGCGCCUUUAAGAACAUGCAGAAAAAGCAUCGGAUAUAGCGGACUUUGGAUAUAAAGGACUAUUUCGCCAGGUCCGUUGAAGUCCGUUAUAACUGGAUUUUACUGUAUUAAAUAUCUGUUGUGUCUGUUCCAUUUCCCAGAAGACUCAUGUUCUCAGCUUGUUGUGCAAAACCAGUUUAUCUAUGGGAGUGAAUGUUUCCUGUAACGUAUGUGAGGAUACCCAGGGGUAGGAGGCCAGGUUCUGCUUCCACACGGCUAGGUGGGCACUAUUCCCCUACCAUCACAAAGGUCAAUUGAUCACCAGUCAACAAAUCAAUCCAUUUCCAGUGACUGCUUAUCCAGAUAAGGUCAGUGAUCCAAAGUCUGUCCCAGGAAGCAGGGCGGUUCAUAGAAAUGUGGGCCUUCCUGGAACAAUAUCUUAGGCCUCAGUGGGUCUUGCUUGGGCCACUGACAUUAGAUUGUCUGCCUUCUCAGGCCAUGAUUUUUGAACAGGAAAUGUGCAAGAAUUUGGGGACGUUCACAUGACAUGGAUAUACCGAGUCAUUAACCCCAAAGCCUUUCUGCCACGAUCAGAUUUUCCAGGUUCAGAGACUGUGGUGUGAUUCAGACGCUGGAGGUAGGGCUAUCAUGGGGGGGGGGGUUGUCUCUCUUCCACUGGGAUUAUGGGGUCUCUGAGUGCACCUCGAUCUCACCCACCGCGAUGGCGUGGCCUGACACCGGCUCUGCUCUUCAGGCGGUCGCCAUGGAGACACAGAGACAAACUCCCCAUUGAGCGGUGGGAGGCCAGAGGGGCCGAUGAAGCGUCGGCGUGGCGACCACACUCUGAGAUAGAGCCAGAGCAGGGUGGAGGUUGCGGGGGGGGGGGAGGACACAGAGUGCAGAUGGACUGGAAGCUAUACGAGAGAGUGAUGCCACACAUCGGAUUAGCGAAACACCUGCUUAACGAAAGAGUGAUGACAGGCACAGCUGUCCGGCAAAAGGGUGACGUCCCUGAGCAGAUGGCCAACCAGUAGGGGGCGCAAGAUGGGGGCAGAAUAUGAAAGAGGUGCCCCAGGUACAGGGGCAGGAUGGGGUUCCUGAGGUUCCAACACACACACACA
This is a messenger RNA of Paramormyrops kingsleyae, 8311 nucleotides long. Its product is annotated as insulin receptor substrate 1-B-like. Gene Ontology annotation, molecular function: insulin receptor binding; phosphatidylinositol 3-kinase binding. Gene Ontology annotation, biological process: insulin receptor signaling pathway. Gene Ontology annotation, cellular component: cytosol; plasma membrane. The record is from RefSeq and is a predicted model, not a curated record. Lineage: Eukaryota; Metazoa; Chordata; Actinopteri; Osteoglossiformes; Mormyridae.